Messenger RNA from Podarcis muralis (Common wall lizard), 1678 nucleotides. RefSeq names its product major intrinsic protein of lens fiber (gene MIP). The record is from RefSeq and is a predicted model, not a curated record. Gene Ontology annotation, biological process: water transport; transmembrane transport. NCBI's taxonomy places the organism in Eukaryota, Metazoa, Chordata, Lepidosauria, Squamata, Lacertidae. Gene Ontology annotation, cellular component: plasma membrane; apical plasma membrane. Gene Ontology annotation, molecular function: water channel activity.
GGCAGUGGGCUUAGGUGGAGCUCAGCAGCAGCAGAGAGGAGCUUGGAGACUGCCCUGCUGCCGCUGCGCACCGCACCUCCACCGCCGUCCUGCCUCACCAUGUGGGAGGCGCGUUCCUCCUCCUUCUGGAGGGCUGUCUUUGCCGAGUUCUUCGGCACCAUGUUCUAUGUCUUUUUCGGCCUGGGGGCCUCGCUACGCUGGGUGGUUGGCCCCCUGAACGUUCUGCUGGUGGCCCUGGCUUUCGGCUUGGUGGCGGCCACCAUGGUGCAGUCUCUAGGCCACGUGAGCGGAGCGCACAUCAACCCAGCCGUCACCAUGGCCUUCCUGCUGGGCUCGCAGCUCUCCCUGUUCCGCGCCGUCUUCUACAUGGUUGCCCAGCUGCUGGGAGGAGUGGCCGGCGCAGCCGUGCUUUACGGAGUCACGCCAGCAGCGUUGCGGGGUAACCUGGCACUCAACACGAUACACCCCAGUGUAAAUGUAAGCCAAGCUACAGUCGUGGAGAUCUUCCUGACCUUACAGUUUGUCCUCUGCAUCUUCGCCACCUAUGACGAGAGACGUAACGGGCGCAUGGGAUCUGUAGCGUUGGCUGUGGGAUUCUCCCUCACUCUUGGACACCUCUUUGGGAUGUACUUCACAGGAGCUGGCAUGAAUCCUGCCCGAUCCUUCGCCCCUGCUGUCAUCACCCGCAAUUUCACCAACCACUGGGUGUAUUGGGUUGGACCAAUUGUUGGCGGUGUGAUGGGCGGCUUCCUCUACGACUUCAUCCUCUUCCCCCGGAUGCGCGGGGUCAAAGAGCGUAUGUCUGUCCUCAAAGGCGACCGGCCAGCUGAAACCAGCGCCCUGCCAGAGCCUCCUGGGGAACCCGUUGAGCUGAAGACGCAAGCGCUAUAAGCAGUGACCUUAGGGUGACAAAACCACAGCACACACACACACCCCUCCUCUGGGGAGAGAGGGGGCAGAAACCACUGGCCCAGUAUACAGACUGUUAUUGCUCCUGGCCAGUAGGAAGUGGUGCCUUAGGAGACACAGAUCCGAAGGGACAGUUUGUUAUCCGGUCUCUCUCUCUUUCUCUCUCUUUUCAGACAAACGGGACGAUGGAAUGGGGAGAGCGGGUGGGUGGGGGAGAGGAUGUCAUUGCCUGAUUUUUAAACACUUUCUUUUGCGGUGAGAAAUCUUGAAAAACGGCUUGAGGGGGAAAGGUGUAGGAGAACAAUUUCUCCUGAUCUCCCUGUUUGAAUUCCUGCAAAACUCCAGAGUUGCUUCUAUAUGUGUGUGUGUGUGUGUGUGUGUGUGUAACUGGACAUGUGGAGUCCUUGCCACUUAGUGCUGGGUGUAUGCAUGAAUGAGUGUGUGUGUGUGUACAUAUAAAUAUAUAUAUACAUAUAUAUAUAUAUAUAGGAAGGCAUUGAACAACAUCUAUUCCCUUCACAUCUCUCCAUUUAAGGCCCCCACUGCCCCAACUGUGUUCUGCUGCUAACUUUCUUGGAGACAGUUCAUCUAGCGUAGGAUUGAGAGGCCAAUUCGGGCUCCUUUGUGCUUUGUCGCAGCCUUCUUUCACUUCCCUCCCUGCUCUCAUCCGGUCCCCAUCUCAUCUCUGUGGGCUUAUGCCAGCAAUAAUAAUAAUAAUAAAUUUUUAUUUAUAUCCCGCCCUCCCCAGCCGAAGCCGGGCUCAGGGCGG